AAACAAUUUUAGACACCAAGAAGAAGAACAUUUAUUCAUCUGGACCGCAAAGAACCAGCAGAACAAACCUAAAGCGACGGAAAUCAGUUUUUCAGGUAAAAACUACAACUCCCAGCAGCGCUCGUCAUCAUAUGACCGGAGUGUGUUUGGUCACGUGACCCCGCUGUCGUCAUGUGAGUGGUCAGUUUCAGUUUUUCGCAGUUCAGUCACAGGCUGAACUGAUUAUACUCUGAUAACUUUUGGUUUCUGGUCCAAAGCGGCUCCCGGUUCUGCUGGCACGGGACCGAACGGCUCGGAGUUCGGCCUCGGAACCGCGUCCAUCACGGCCCGCCGGGUUAUUGGACCGUGAAGCGGCUCCCCAGCAGGCCUCGCUGUUCACCGAGCGAGCAUCAGCGCUUUCGCCGCUGUUGGGUGGGUCCAGGUCGGCUACGGCGGCGGCAUGGAGCCGGGGCACCGCUAGCUUGGUGCUGGUUCUGGGAGAUGAGAAGAACCGUUUCCUCCGAGCCAUUUCCGGUCCAGGAGGUCGGAUGUCAGGAUGUACGGAACUCAGCAGAAUGAUGCCAAGAGACAGAACCUCCAAGAGAGGCUGCUGGACGCCGUCAAACAGUGCCAAAUCCGCUUUGGAGGAAGAAAAGAGAUCGCCACGGACUCAGACAGCAGGGUGAUCUGCCUGUGCGCUCAGUUCGAGGCGGUGCUGCAGCACGGCCUGAGGAAGAGCAAAGGCCUGGCGCUGACCGCUGCAGCGCUGAAGCAGGCCGCCGGCUUCAGCAGCAAGACGGAAGCAGAGCUGACCUUCUGGCUGAACGUGAAGGAGCAGCUGAACCGCCAUGAGCUGCAGCGGUUCUACUCGCUGCGCCACAUCUCGUCCGAACUGGGCCGGGGCCGGGCCUGGCUGCGCUGCGCCCUGAACGAACAUUCGCUGGAGCGCUACCUGCACACGCUGCUGGCUGACCGCCCGCGGCUUGGAACUUUCUAUGAAGACUGGGCUUUUGUUCUGGAUGAGGAGAGAGCAAGUAUGCUGCCAACCAUGGCUGCAGGUUUGAACUCCAUCCUGUUUGCCAUCAACAUCGAUAACAGCGACCUGAACGGCGGCGCGCUGCGCGGCGGCGGCGGCUCGUCCGUCUCCAGCCUGCUGAAGGAAUCCACGCAGGGCAUCGGCAGCCUGCUGAAGGAAUCCACGCAGGGCGUCAGCUCGCUGCUGCGGGAGAUCAGCACCGCCACCGCCGUGGUGCCCGGCUUCACCCCGAAGCCCGGUGCCGCCUCCGACCCGCUGCCCGUCCUGCCCCGCAGCGCCUCUGCUGGUAGGAAGCCGCGCUGCGUCCUGGAAGUAACCGGCCGCUCUGGUUCCUCUGGAUCUGUGCCACAGCUUGACUCUGGGCUGAGGAAGGAGCGACGGAGGAGGAAGAAAAUCACCAACAUCAUUUCCUUCGACGACGACCUGGACGGCGGGGCUGAGGAUGAGGAGGACGGCGAUGAAGAGGCGAAGGCGAGGAGUCGCCGCGGCGCUCCGGCUCAGAGCAGCGUGGAGGAAGGCAUCGACCCGCUGGAGCCGCCGCUGUCCGGGUCUCCGGCCCAGAACGGCGUACCAGAGCCGGGGGACGCGGGCUGGGUCGGGUCGCCGCAGCCCGGCCGCACGGCGCCCCCUGCUGGACCACCGCUCCCCGACCGCCAGAGCGCAGAGAACGACGAAGAGGAGGAUGACGAAGAGGAGGAGACGAGGAAACCCCAAACUGAAAUCCAGGACAGACUGGUCUCUGACCAGCUGGUGGUGGGCAGCCUGUCCAGUGUUUCCACCUGGAGUCCGGUCCAAACCGUGACCGACCAGACCAGCGCCGACAUCCUGAUUCCUGUGAACCCAGCGGACCCUGAUCCAGUGAGUUCUGUGGAGGAGGCGACCGGGUUCCCCGCCCCGUGCCGCUCCACCGGGUUGGCGGAAAACUGUGAGGCCGGCAGAACCCAGCUCGCCUUCAGCAUGGAGUCCAGUCCGCCGGUCCGGUCCGGUCCGCCGUCCGCUGGGCUGCCGGACUCCAUGACGGUCGUGGAGCUGCGUCAAGCCAUCGUAGCCAUGAUGAACAGGAAGGACGAGCUGGUGGAGGAGAACACGUCGCUGCGCAGCCUGCUGGAUGGCGAGAUGGAGCACUCAGCCGGCCUGAGGCAGGAGGCCGAGCUGCUCAAGAAGAAGCUGGCAGAGCUGGAGGAGAGGCACGGGGCCAAGGUCCAGGCGCUAGCCAGGUACCGCUCUGCACCACAACCUCAACAAGAAGGCUCUGUGUGUACAGCACCAGCCCACAGCAUCACACUGCCAACACCAUGCUCAGCAAUGUGGUCGCAAAGUGUCACCAAGCAUGUUUCUUGUCACUGAAGUUUCUGUUGAGCUGAAAGUUGCAGAGUUUCCAAAAAUUAUA
Molecule: messenger RNA, 2405 nt
Organism: Xiphophorus maculatus (southern platyfish)
Lineage: Eukaryota; Metazoa; Chordata; Actinopteri; Cyprinodontiformes; Poeciliidae
Product: sorting nexin-29
Exons: 13
Coding region: 536-2362 (608 amino acids)
Source: RefSeq, a predicted model, not a curated record